UUUAUGCUCUUCAGUGCUGAGUGACUAGCAAGUUGGGAAAACAAAUAAACAAACAAACAAAAAAUAGCAUGGCAAGCAAGCAAGCUUCUGUGACAAAUUCAUGGUAUUAAAGCAAAAUUGCCAGACAUCAUGUGGGAAUUAGUGCCAAAAAAAAAAAAAAAGGACUGUUUUCAUGCUGGUUUGCUUCAUAAUUAGUUCCAAACUCCAGAGUGACCACCAGCUGCCAAGUAAGAAUAUUUGCUUAUGUUUAAUUUGGAGCAACUCAUAUGUUUUCCAGCUAAAGUAAACCAAAGCCAAAUCGGGGGAUUUUGGAAACCACGGGAAAUAAGGGGAACUCUAGAGUGUUUAAUAAUUACUUCCUCAUAAGACAUGCCCAAGAGGAAGAGAGAUGCUCUUCAGUCAUGGAGCGCUCUCCUAAGCAUGAAGGGGAUCAGGCUUUCUUCCCUCUGCUUACUGAUGCACCUGCUUCAGGAUGAGAUAACUAUGAUUUUAGUUUUGGAAAAUCAAGACCUGCAAGAUUCGAUUAAGCCGCAGAAGGUAGAGUUUCAUUCAUUAAACUUCAACAGCACUCUGCAUUGGCAGCCUGGGAGAGCCAGAGUGGCAGGAGACACAGUCUACUUUGUGCAGUAUAAAGUGUAUGGGCAGAGCACAUGGCAAAACAAAGAUGACUGCUGGGGGAUUCAAAACCAUGUCUGUGACCUGACAAAUGAGACCUCUGAUAUCCAAGAGCCUUAUUACGGCAGAGUGAAAGCCGCAUCAGCUGGCGUCUAUUCUGACUGGAGCCUCAGCUGCAGAUUCACUCCCUGGCGAGAAACUAUGAUAGGACCUCCGACAGUAACUGUGAUUCAUAGCAACAAGUCCAUAACCCUAAAACUCCAGGCUCCACGGUCUCCUUACAAAAGGAAGAGAGGCAGCAAGAUACCAAUGACAAAUUAUUACGAUCUGCUAUAUCAAGUCUUCAUAAUAAACAACUUGCUAGACGAGCAACACAGAGUCCUGGUGUAUGAAGGAAAAAACAAGAUUAUUAAAAUAGAAGACUUGAGGCCUGGAGUCAGCUACUGCAUCGUGGCUAAAACAUACGUGCCGAUGCUGGACCGCAGCAGUGCCUACAGCAGCAGGCAAUGCACCGUGCUGCACUGACAGUGAUGGCACCUCUGCAACAGUUAUAGGAAUAAUGGCAGAAGGUGCCUCCCAUCAGAGAUCCAGCUGUAAAUCAUCAUCUGUGGUCUAUGUCUGGAAUACAUACUUGGAUACUUUCUAAAUUAACCUUUGCUGCAUUCAAUGAUUUGAUUCAUCAUAAACAUUUUAUGUCACACAAGGGCCAAGGAAACUUUGUAUGACCUAUAUUACAAUUUAAAAUGGUAUAUAUUUGCAUUUAGAAAGGAAAUAGUCAUGUACUGUAAUAAAAAGAAGGCAAAAAACACUUGUGAAAAUAUCCUUAAGAUUGUUUCCAGGGCUUUUUUUAUUUUAAGCCUUGAAAUUAAAUUUAUAAAAUAGAAGUUUUGGAUUAUUUAUUUCUUCUACAACAAAAGUUGCAAGAGAAGACAAAAAAAGCAUCCUUUCUUUAAAAUAAGAAUAGUCUAUGAUUAGGCAGAGCUCAUUUAAACUAAAACAGAAAAGGUGCUCACUCUCAGUCAAUAACAGAUUUUUAAAUGGAAAACACCUCUAUUUCAACUCUUUCACAGUAAAUGAUGAAUGGAUGGUGACCAUCACCUGUGAUUUCUAAUCACAGAAUAGUUCAGGUUGGAAGUGACCUCUAGAGAUCAUCUAGUCCAACCCACCUGCUAAAGCAGGUUCACCAGAGCAGAUCACACAGGAAUGUGUCCAGGUGGGUUUUGAAUGUCUCCAGAGAAGGAGACUCCACAGCCUCUCUGGGCAGCCUGUUCCAGUGCUCUGGCACCCUCAAAGUAAAGAAGUUUCUCCUCAUGUUUAGAUGAAACCUCCUUUACUUCCAUCUGUGCCCAUUGCCCCUGAUCCUAUCAUUAGGCACCAUUGAAAGGAGUCUGGUCCCAUCCUCUUGACACCCACCCUUUAGAUAUUUAUAAGCAUUGAUGAGAUCCCCUCUCAGUCUUCUCCAGGCUGAACAGACCCAGCUGUCCCAGUCUCUCUUCAUAAGAAAGAUACUCCAGACCCCUAAUCAUCUUUGUAGCCCUAAAUGAUUUUAUUCCUACAAGUCUUCAUCUCAUAAAUGAGAAGAUUUCCUGGGCAAGGUCUGGGUAAUUAUCCACUAAGUUACCCCAGAAUGGAGAGAUGAAGUGGCUUUUUCACAUUUGCAAGGUCUGUAGCUAAUGAGAAUCUUAAUACUUAACUACAUUCUACUAUUGCAAAUUAAAUGAGAGGAGGUAAGAGUGGGACAGACACAAGAUGGCAAAGCAAGGCUGGGGAAAAAGGAGCUUCCCUAGUACAUAAUCACUAUCACUUUUCCCUUAAUUCACAUACACAAGGGUGGAUCAGUUCACUUUAAGUAACAGACCUUGAGUUCACUUAAGCUACACUGAAACCAUCAAGACCAUGAAUUUUCAUGGUCUGUUGCUAACACCUUAUGUGGAGGUAGCUCUCCUGAGAGCUGCACCAGGACAUUUGGGAGAAGAUUGUGCUUAAGUAAGUGAAUGCUGGUCACUUUCAUGUUCACCAAAAUGAAAAAAAGCAUUACAUAUUAAAUAUUUCCACUAUCUGAUUCUAAUGUGAUAUAUUUGAAUGACUAGAUUUGCCGGCAUAUAACUGCAUCCAUGUAUCUAGCCCACAAAGCCAGGUUCCUUUCACCAUGCUUCCCUUUUUGCUCUUACAUUUUUUCCAAUUAUUUUACCCUGCCCACAUAACUCAGUUUCUUAAUUUAGGUAAGUUUCUUUGGGAAAUGGGACUUAUUAAAUCUCUGUAUAGUACCCAGCACCAUGACAAGUCUCAGGUCCAGAAUUGUCCUGGCACCACUCUUGCACUGGGCAGAGCCACAUUAAAACCAUCCAGGCAAACUAUUACAAAAUAGCCUGUCUUAUAUUUCAACAUUGGUGACUUCAUCCACUUAUGGGCUGUCACAGCCUGAAAACAGUAUCUGCAGUAAUUCAAGUUCUUUCUCAAAUUCACUUCUUUCCUUAGGAUGACUCAUAUUGCCAUUGUUACACAAAGAUAAAGUUUUAUUAACGUAACAUCUACUAACCCUAGUCUGGGAAGAGACUCUGGCAAUGCUGGAUACUGCACCUAUGUUAGACGCAGAGGCUGAAACUAUUUAGGGCUCUAAAUCUUAAAGAAGAAAUUUAAAAAAAUAAAAAAAUAACAGUGGUAGAUCUAUAGGUGUGCUGGAAGCAUUCAGGCCUGGCUGGAAAUAUAGUAGCUGCCAUGCUAUGAAUCUAUGGAAACAUCAGAAACCUGAAAGUUUUUCUAUUUGAUGAAACUAUACAAAAUGUGCAGCACUUAUACUGGGAAAACCAAUAAAAGGUCUGGAGAAAUCUUGCGCUGUUAUGCUUGCUAGCCAGAUUUCACCUCCUUAGCAAUAAUGCAGGUUUACAGAAAGUCAUGCAAGUGUUGCAGGAACAAUCCACUUCUAUUCUGAUGGUACCAGGAUUUAUUAUUGCCAACCCCGUGAUGUUCUGCAGAAACCAAUUUUCUCUUUCAGUUUGAAAUACAAACUUCCUUUCAGCUCUGCUCUGACAUGUAAUUUUACUUGGAAAGGGUUUGGUAAAAUGACUGUUGCUGUAUUUUUUCCCUGCAAUUAGCUGUAGUGGCAUGUUCCCAAAACAUGCUUCACUGGGCUUGCAGGAUGGGGCUCCUGCAGGGAGAAGUACUUUGCAGGAGCACAUACCAGUUGGGUGAUCUGCACCCACAGCUUCUAGACAGUGUUGAUAACGUAGUUUUUAAAUACAACUUCGUUGGUGCCUUAGCUUGCAUGCUGCAUUGCUGUUUAUAUCUCCAUGAGGGGGUAACAAAAGAAGAGCUCUCCCAGGCUCUAAACUACAGCUGGGGCUUUCUUACAGUUUGGAAAUACCUGGAAAAGUGAGCUGUGGCUCACUUUCCUUCUGGCUUCACCUGAGGACACCAAGAGGCAAUCUGCUGUGGGUCCACCUCUCCAGAGCUACCUGGGGUGACACAUGGCUCCAUGGUGGUCAGCGCACAGGCACACCACUCAGUGCAGGACACCUUUACAUUGUCAGCUUGACUUCUGACCAUAGGUUUGCAAGGCCCAGCUGAAAACACCCUUCUCUUGGUGUUUUAGCUACAGAGCACUUUCUAACCAUGUGUCAAAUGCCAGCUUCUCUUUCAGGAAAGAGAGAAAUAAAUUAUGGCUUCUAGGACUAUGGCAUAGGGUGGGGACGAUUAAGCAGUGUGGCAAAAGCAGGACUUGUGCAACUAACUCUGUGAGGCCUUGCAUGUGGUGUUACCAGGGGAUGUCUGCAGUCAUGGGCACAGCCUGUCGCAAUGGCCUCAUCUGGCCAAGUCCCUUUGUUGAAGCUGAGUGUCCUGCCAAUGAGGAAUAAACAUCAUAUCUUUAGAAGUCUGCAGCUAUUGAUCUUCGUGUGAAGUAGAGCCCAUCCCACAAGGGUCUACCCUUCUUUCUUUCAUGAUCAUGGCUGAAUAUUAUGUUGUCUGUUGGAUGGAGUAAGAUCUUGUCUCCCACUAUAAAUGGCUUACACUUCCCAUUCCACCAGCACUCACAAGAGCAGUAGCCAGCUACGAGAAAUUCAAGAAUGGGACUCCGGAAAAGCUGAUAGAACAACAGCAAUGAACCAGAUGCUCCAGCCUUAUAAAUUAGGAGAAGAUUAUGCAUAACCAGCUGUACCAUAUAAAUGCCCAGUUUUAUAUGAUGCCAUGAUCCUCAGUGUUUAUCAUAUGGUCUAGCAUCUGGCCAGUCCUGUUCAUACCUCCCAUAUAUCUGCUCUAAUCAGAGAUGGACUUGAGGUUUAUUUAUUUGUAUGACUUGAUCUCAGCUAAGAACUGCUCUCGUGGCCCAGGGGUGGGGUCCUGUUGUGAAAUGGCAUAGGUUUUUGCCACAGAUCUACUAGACAUUAUCAAGUAUUCCAAGUUACAGGUGAGUGUUUCUGUGAAUUUUCUAUAUUUUCAACAUUUGCUACGAUGAACAAAGAUACUAAUCUGUAAAAUCUGUCUGAUAAUAAAAAAAGAAGAAAGGAGAAAAUAAACCCCCAGAUUCCUGAGGUCUAGUUUGCCACGAAGGAUACAAGACAUAGAGCAAGAGUACUUCUGCAGAAAAGCAGAGGGAAAGAAGUUGCACUGGUGUUCAUCAUAGGGAAAGUUACAGUCUCCUUCAUAACUUGUUUUCAGAAUCUUUUACAAAGUGCUUCAAAGGAAAAAAAGAAAACAACACCUUGAAAAUUUAAUUCCAUGACUGAUGAAAUCAUUGGCUGUUUUAUUGCAACUCCUGUGUUUUGAGUCCACUGUAGGCCAAGCUCAACCAGUCAUUGCUGCCAGAAUUUUGGCUUUGGAUGGGGAAAAAUGGAAAGCUUGAUCCCUGAUGCUUACAAGGAAAGUUCAAAAAGGGAAUUCCUGAGACAAUUGGGGUUUUUCAGCCCAGAGAAGAGAAAGCUCCAGGGAGACCUUAUUGCAGCCUAUCAGUACUUUAAAGAGACCUAUAAGAAAGACAGACUUUUUAGCAGGGUGUGUUAUAACAGAACAAGGGGUAAUGGUUUUAAACUAGAAGAUGAGGGAUUCAGGCUAGACAUAAAGCAGAAUUUUUUUACAGGUGUGGUAAAGUACCGGAACAGGUUGCCUAGAGAAUUGGUAGAUGCCCCAUCCCUGAAAACAUUCCAGGCCGGGCUGGACGGGGCUCUGAGCAACCUGAUCUAGUUGAAGAUGUCCCUGAUCAUUGCAGGGCUUGGGCUAGAUGACCUUUGAAGGUCCCUUCCAACCCAAACUAUUCUAUGAUUCUAUGAUGACCAGACUCUUCAGAAUUGUCCUUACUUUUAAACACAGGAAGAGGAUGAAAAUGAAGAGCCAUUGUGAUAAUUGCUAUACCUACAAAGGGGUAAUGGGAAAACUGUCAUUAAUUUGUGUCAAACAACGUCAUUCUGACACAGCGCCUUAUUUUUUUGGGUUUUUUUGGGCGGGGGGUGGGUUAAGAAAUCAUAUAAAUCAUGCCAAUUUCCAAAAAACAGUCAUAAGCUCUUCUUUUUUCAUUUUGUAACAACAGAAGAAUAUUUUUAAGCAUUGUUUGUUAUGGGACACUGGGUUGGUUUAAUAGCUGACAAGUACAUUAUUGUUAUAGAACUGGGCUAAGCUCUUAUUUCUGGGCCAAAUUCUCACUAUAAAUUCUUACAUUGGGAAGAAUAAAGCUCCUAAAAGAUAUCAGUAAAAAGAAAAACAAUAAGGUUGUCUCUGUUGAAUCACUCUUAAACCUUUUCAGAGGGUCUGUGAGUCAGUAAUCAUGCCCUGAGUAGAAUGAGAAUCAGAGAGACAAACCUGGGUAAGAAACAGCUGGAAAAAGCUGAUUUAAGCUCUGAAGCAUCAGAAAGAGGCUGCAGAGCAGCAGGGCGACUAAUACACGGAGACAAAACGAAGUGUGCACAGAGAGGGGCUGGGAAGCAAAGUGCCUUUCAGCACCAGAGCAGAAAUGUGUAUUUCAACAAGCUUAUAAAAUAGGAGAAAAGUGAUUUGGCCAGCAAUACAGUAUAACUGCUGGCACAGGCGCUAAACAGGUUCUGCCUUGGAAAAGGACUGCUGUAUUUUACAAAGCAAAACUAUUUUAUACGUACCCAUAGCCAAGGAAAAGAUACGCCUGUAAGGACUCAACAUUUAUGUGUUCUGCUCAGAGAGACAAUUUCGGCUAUUUCACUAGAGAUUUUAGAGGGCAAACAGCAAUUACCAAGAGGAUUUCAAAAGCUGGAGAGAGAAAUUUGUCACUGGAAGAAGCAGCACCAGUUACUGGAAAGGCUUACUCAUUGCAGCUGUUCAAGAAACAGGCAUAGACAUGCAGUGGGACUCAGUCACCUCAACAUAAGUGCCCAGUGCUAUUUAAUAUACCUCUGAGUUUCCAGAACAUUUGCACAUGGUUGGCAGAUACAGCAAAGGUUCUUCAGGAGACCUACAUCUCCACAGUUGGCAGCUGAAGUCAUGAGGAGAUGUCCCAUAGGCGUGCACUAAACGUCUGUGUUUGGGUGACUGAAGCUCUACCCCAGUUAGUGAAAUGCUACUGUAAUGUACUAGUGGGAUAGUUACAAAGUACAAACUGGACCCUGAAGUCAUGUGUAUAUGAUUUAUAUGGUUACAUUAAUAAAUUUGAAGAUAAAAUCUUUUUAUGGGGAUGGAACACAGAUGAGAAAAUCUUGGUGGGUACACUGGAGUUAGAGAGAGCCUUGGGUGCCUUAGUCUUUCUAAUGAGGAGGGCCUUCCCUUUGCAUUUGAAUUAUGACUUAUACAUUUGAAUGAUCUCGUGGCAAAUGGAGUAUGAAGAAUGGAACUCUGAAGAGUGCAUGUGAAGAGACUGCAGAAAUAGAAUUAGAUGCUAGUUUGGUACUGCUUUAUGGCAUGUUCCUUCUGAAUACCUUCUUGAAGCUGAUUCUCUCACCUGCUAAAGUAUUGCUCCACUUUGAUAAAUACCAUUAAAAAUAAUGUCAAAAGCACAGAAAAUGAUUAAAUAAGUUAAAAUCUUUCAGCCACACAAUGACAUGUAUCAUAAUGUCAUCCCUGAGAGCACAAGGCCACCAUCUCUUGCCAAGUUGCCCCUUAAUGGUGUUUGCCCCCAAAAGACAGAUUUCUAGAAAUAACAGGAGAUACAAUGCCAUAAAGUGUAAUGUACUUUGAGUCCUCAAGUUUUGACACAGAAGAGGCUGGGAUCAAGCAGAAGCAAUAUGGGAAAUGCUGAGCAGGACAUCCCCAAGGCUAGGAAGUCCACCUGGGAGAAACAGGGAGAGCUGUUAUUGCACGUUCCAUGCAUGCACCUCCUUGCUCUGCAAGCCAUGCUACCACCCCCCAAAGAAAAGAAGGAAAGAGCCACAAGCAAGCAAGAGCUGCUGCAGCAGUGCACUCCUUUAGUGUGUGCAAACAGUACCUGUGAUGCACUGGAGUAAAGCUGACCAAAAUGGCUUAGGUUGGGAAAGUUUUUUUCCCUAAUUUUUAUAUCUGUUGUGUAUUAAAGACAGCUGAAAGCACUAACUCAUAUUACCAGCAGCUAUCUAAAGGAACAUUUUGUAGUUUAUUUUACCACAACUGACCAUUAGAGCAGAAACCAUGCUGCUACUUCCCGAUAAAGUAGGAAAAGUAGAAUUUUAGAGCCAGGCCAUCAACAUGAGGCCCUGUCUUAGUGAAACCAUGACCUGGCAAGCUGUGGCCAGAAACAUGACCUCUCAAGGUCCAAUGAUAGCUAGUCAUGUUACAAGUUAAAGUGGGGAAAUAAGCCAAACAGGGAAGGGCAAAUUGAAUAGCAGAGAAGCUUCAGUUCAUUUUCCCUAUGCCCCCACAUUGUAUGUGAAUAGGAUCGAUUGAAACACUUCCUGACAAGUAUUUCUAAUGAAAACUUGGAAUUUUACUGAAAGAAAAAUAUAUUUGUUAAAGUAUCUUCCAUAACAUCAUGUUUUUCAAGUGAGAAAACAAAACAAGUUUCUUUUCUCUGUGGCCAAAAACCCACGUCCUUAAUUUUCCAGUCUGUAAGAUUUCCAAUGCCAUGUCUAAAUUUCCUGGAGUAGGACAGGAGUGGAAAUUUUCCUUGACAGCUCUGGGCAGUCUUUAUAUAACACAUCCAGCCAGAGUUCAUACUCCAAACAGUAAGCUUUGGGAAUGUUUUCAGGAAGUUGUUAUUUCUCUGAAAGUAGAAUAGUUCAGUAACCCUUCCUGGAAAACAGUGUACAUCCAUGACCCGAGGCAGGAGGUAAGAAAGAGGACAUUGUCCUGCAUGGCCUUCAGUCCUAAGAGGGACACUCAUGUCAGAAGUUGAGGUUACUCCGAUCAUCCUCUGCUUCUUAUUAAUGACACCCAGUGACUUCACUAACAGAGACUGACCUAUCAGCAUUAUGUUGACAUGAAAACAAAGAAUCUCCCACACCUUGGGUCAGGCUUCUUCCCUGCUGUAAGGUCUUUGCUCCUGCUCACUCCAUGCAAGUUUCACAGAUUACACCUUGCAACACCUGAUUUCCUGGCUAGAAAAGAAAAACAAAAACAACAAUGCGCCCCUCCCACCCCCCCCAACCACCACCACCACCAAAACCAAACCAAACCAAAAGCAAAACAAAACAAACCAAACAAACAAACAAAAACCCCACAAAACAAAACAAAAAGAAACUUCUGCUAUGUAUGUAAUCACGAGGGUCCGGGCAGCUUGCUGAGGCUUGCACCUAACCAACAGUAUUAACUUCCCACUCUACAUUUCAUUUCAAAAUAGUGCAGAAUAGGGUGUACCUUCAUAAAUAACCACUAUUAAAAUAAUCUGUUUAAUGUUCAAAUGGCACUGCCAGUAUUUCUAAUGAAUUUCAAGGCUUGAGCAAGCUGAAGUGUGACCACAAGUAUGACCAACCAGUGGGAAAAAGAAGGGACUGGAAGUCAUUAAAUCCAUAUCCCCAGGGCAAUCUGCAAGCAGGCACAACAGAAUACAGAAACUAACUGCUUGUAUUAUACUAUAUAAAUAGUAACAUUUCUUAAGUAGAAGUGUUUUAAGAGGCUCUUAUCAAGGCCAUCUACGGAUUAUGUCACUACCUGCCUUAAAGCAUUUCAGUUAGCUGGAGAGUAGAACGGGCAGGCUCGCUGAGAGAAGGUCAGCCACUCCUGUGAGUGUAAGUCCUAAGGUACCCUUGGGAUAUGGAGAAUACAGAAUGUCCUAGCAUUGUUUACAGUUUCUUAAUGGCCAAGUAAGAGAAAAGAGUGAGAGGCUCACUCUUCUUUCUGGUCCAUCUUGCAUUGGCUGCCAUUACUCAGGGGGGCUGCAUAAGUAACCCCACAAGUGGCACCAGACAUAAUGGGUGUGGAUGACCGUAAAUCUGGGAUGCUAUUGCAGCUAUUGCAGAGAGGCUGUGGAGCACAAGUAGAGUCAGACUCUUCACUUGCUAUAGGCUCUGCCAAAAUUUGAACUGGCUUUCACAAUCCCAUGGCUAACUUCACGCCAUGACACAGGCCAUCUGCGUUCUUAGUCAUGGUGUGUGUAAAAACAUCUGAUGUGAGUGUUUCACUGCCAUAGAAAAAUCAGAAUUGCUUGGUAAACACAAUCCCAUUUUCAAAACAACAAGGAAAAAAAAAAUCAAACCACAGUCAUAGGCGUAAUUUCUUUUAUUUGCUAAACUUACAUAGCUUGGCAUGAGCUGUACCUGGAAAAGUGUGUUUCAGAACUGAAGCUUAAAUGAAUGUUUGCAGUCCCCUCAUUUGUUCAAAUAAAAGCAUAAAUAAACCUGAGAACCAAAUGAGCUUGAGUAGAUUUUUUUGUUCCUGAAACAGGUUUGGUUUUAUUUUCUGGGAAGAUGUAUAUUUCUAUUCAGUGAACACAGCUAUAUCUCCACAGACUGGGGGGAGGAGAUGAAAAGAACAACAGCAAAAUCCAAAAUCCCAAGGCAACGUUUUCUAAGGAAAUCAGAGUACUCUAAAGAUAACAGUAUGGCUGAACCAUACAUGAGAUUAUACUGACAUGUUGUGGCAAGACAGUAGUAAUGCAAUGCCUUAAUCACUUCUGUGUCCUUAAACUCCUCUGCUACUCCCCUCCCUCUGGUUGAAGAAGUAUGGAGUCCUUAGUCCCAAACUAAAGACAGGGACAAGAAACCUGAGAAAAUAUAUAAGCAAGACCUCAUGACUGGAUCCUUCCAGUGCUUCCAGCCAUAGUAUCUGAGACAACUGAAUCAUUUCCACAUCUUACCAUACUGAAAAUCCUUGUCCAGUUAUGGAGAGGUAGAGCAGAUUGUGUCUCUGUCUUUGAAUCCAGAGCUGAAAUCCCUACACCCCACACAGCUGCAGCUGUGGCUUUGGAGGCCUCCAACCUCUGAGCUUUCAGCCAGCCAGAAAUCUCUUUGUUUUCCAAGAAAUUAUCCAUGAGUAACUCAGUUGAAUAAUCUUUCCCACAUCAUUGAUGUUUUGGAAAAAUGUUCAGACAUGAUGAAAAAAGUUGAGACACCACAUUUUCAGAGGAAAAAAGAGCAUGAUGACAAAAUAAUUCCCAGAACUGGGAAUAAUCCAUCUGGACUGAAAGUCCCGUUGGCCACAGUAAGAAGUAGUCAGGCAGGACCCCCCCAGCCUGCAGAGCUCAGAACUGCAGUUUUAACAAUUUUAGCCUUUUCAAAUAAGAACACAUAUUGUGAGCAUGAUCACUAUAUAUCUCUCCCAGUGCAGUUUCAUCACUAGUUGGAACUCCUCCUUUGUCUUCCCAGCAAAUGCCCUAGACUAUUAAUAAUAAAAUAUUGUCAGCUCCUUCUAAUGACUUCUGGCACUAUUUUUGUCAUCUAGCAUGGACUUUGAAGCCUUUCAAUCCAUGGACUCAGAAGAAUCAGACUUAGUGACAGAGAGCUGCAACUCGUCCUAACCAGAGAACAGUUGUAGUAGGAGGGUGAAGGGUGAUGUGAACCAAGGUUAACCCAUCAUAGUUCCACCACAACAUCAGUUGCACAAGCUGGGAGACUUCUGCAGCGUUACUUGGUGCACAGCCACAGCUGCAGCCUUCUUUCUGGGCUAUGAGAAAAGUUUCAGACACUGAGCCUCUUUGUAUGACCGCAGAGACCACAGUCAUUUAAACAGAAAACCAGUCAGCAGAGCUCAUGUAUCCUAGGUAAGAGGAAAGAUGUUUCCGUGAGGAACACUUUUCAGAGAUCGUUUUCUUCAGUGGAAAUUACUGAUUUAAAUACCUCUGUUUUCAGAGCGCUUUGAAACCUUUAAUGUAUUUAUCUUUGCAGUAUCCCUGUAAAACAGGGAAGGGCUCUAAUCUCAUCUAUAAAGAUAUUCAGAGGUGUUUGUAAAGAUAUACAGGCACCAAAACACCUUUGAACUAAGGGAUUUGCUAAGAUUUCUGGGAAAGAUUAUGGGCAGUGCUGGGAACUGGACCUUUUUUUCUCUCUUCUGAGGAUCUCAAAUACUAGACUUCUGUGACACUGCCUAUCACUCAUAAAUAAUUAUCAAAAUAUACAUGAAUGCCAAAGUUGAACGAAAGUCUCCUUUGCAACAAAGAUAAUUAUGGAGUUCAUAGCACAGUCAACAGACUCAGUGGUUAAAGUUCACCCUGAAUCAUAAGUGCCAAGUCAUUUAAAGGGGAAAUAUCCAUUCUGUCUUGCUGUGUUUCAAAGGCACAGAAAGCUACAGAACAGCUGCCUCAGCAGCAGAAAUGACACUCCCUUAUCUGAGACCACCCUGAAUAACUAAAGACACAUCCCUUUUUUUGGUUUUGGGUUUGGUUUUUUUUUUUUGAUGCUUGGAAGAAAACA
Messenger RNA from Columba livia (rock pigeon), 12326 nucleotides. It is a transcript of the gene IL22RA2, whose product is annotated as interleukin 22 receptor subunit alpha 2. Gene Ontology annotation, molecular function: protein binding; cytokine receptor activity. The record is from RefSeq and is a predicted model, not a curated record. Gene Ontology annotation, cellular component: plasma membrane. Gene Ontology annotation, biological process: cytokine-mediated signaling pathway. Lineage: Eukaryota; Metazoa; Chordata; Aves; Columbiformes; Columbidae.